AUGAAUUCGAACAAGAUUUCAGAGAUGAAUUUACUGAGGGAGCGUUUUUUUUCUGAAUCUGAUAUGUCAGAAGAUAUCCUUGAAGCCGCAUAUGCGGUUGACUCCGUGCAAGACAUUACAACUUUGAAAUUUAGUGAGAAUUUUGCGGAGAAAAUUGGCAAAUACCACUUUUCUACUUUGCAGCUUGCAUUUGAUUUUUAUAUGAAGUACUCAAAGUCGAAAGGCUUUAGUGCAAGGAAGAGCAAGACCUUCAAGAAUAGUACUGGCGAGAUUUACAAACAAAAGUUUGUAUGUCAUAGGCAAGGAUUCAGGAUGGAGAAAUAUUACACGAUGGAAAAAAGGAAGAAGGAGCCUAGAUUGAAAACAAGAACUGGAUGUGAAGCCCGAAUGGAUGUUAAAUUUGUACCAGAAAGUGGAAGAAAAAUGUCAGAGGCAGAUAUUAUGCAAAUGAUGAACAUGCUAAAGUCAGGGAUUAGCACCUCACAGAUAUUUGGUCUUCUAGCUAGUCAAGCAGGCGGGUACGAAUUUGUUGGCUAUGGUCCCAGAGAUAUGUACAAUGAGAUUGCUCGGCAAAGGCGUCAAAUUCCUGGUGAUGUAGCACAGAUGUUGAAGAAGUUGGAGGAUAUGCGGUUGAAGGAUCCACAAUUAUAUUUUAAGGCAUGUCACGAUUCAAGAGGUUUGUUACGUAAUUUGUUCUGGUCUAAUGGGAUUAGCCAACUAGACUACCGACUCUUCGGGGAUGUUAUUGCUUUUGAUGCUACGUACAAGAAGAACAAGUAUAGUUGUCCAUUAGUCAUAUUCAGCGGGAUUAACCACCACAACCAAACAAUUGUUUUUGCUGCUGCGUUAAUUGCAGACAAAACUACUGAUACAUAUAUUUGGCUCCUGCGUCAGCUCAUAUUUGCAAUGAGGGGCAAGACCCCGACCUCAAUCAUAACUGAUGGGGCCAUGGCGAUUAGGAAUGCAGUGAGAGAUGUAUUUCCUGAAGUCAGACAUAGAUUAUGCGCUUGGCACCUUAUUCGAAAUGCAACUAGCAAUGUUGGAAAUCCAUCGUUUACAUCUAAAUUUAGAAAAAUCAUGUUGGGAGACUACGAGAUUCCCGUGUUUAAGCGUAACUGGGUUCAGCUUAUUGAAGAAUUUGACAUUGAGGAUAAGUCGUGGGUGAUCAACAUAUACGAAGAGAAGCAUAUGUAG
This is a messenger RNA of Arachis stenosperma, 1194 nucleotides long. Its product is annotated as protein FAR1-RELATED SEQUENCE 5-like. The coding region runs from base 1 to 1194 and encodes 397 amino acids. Lineage: Eukaryota; Viridiplantae; Streptophyta; Magnoliopsida; Fabales; Fabaceae. The record is from RefSeq and is a predicted model, not a curated record. The transcript is spliced from 2 exons.